AUGGAUGACCUGGUGGGCAAUGCAGGUUUUCGGGCUGCAAAGACGCUCGACCCGGAUCUGCGAGCGCAUGCCGACGGGCUGGGCCAUGCGAGAGAUGCGCUAUCGUGGACUGGAUUCCCGAUGCAGAUGGUGGGCAUGGUGGGAUGCGGGAAUUGGUUUCGGGGGAUUGGGCCGCAGGAGGAGGAGGAGGGAGAUGUCGCAGACAAAGAAGCAGCGGCAGCAGCAACAAUGUGGGACAUGUCGAUGUAG
This is a messenger RNA of Fulvia fulva, 249 nucleotides long. RefSeq lists its product as uncharacterized. NCBI's taxonomy places the organism in Eukaryota, Fungi, Ascomycota, Dothideomycetes, Mycosphaerellales, Mycosphaerellaceae. The transcript has a single exon. The record is from RefSeq and is a predicted model, not a curated record. The coding region runs from base 1 to 249 and encodes 82 amino acids.